Molecule: messenger RNA, 928 nt
Organism: Oncorhynchus nerka (sockeye salmon)
Lineage: Eukaryota; Metazoa; Chordata; Actinopteri; Salmoniformes; Salmonidae
Product: paired box protein Pax-5-like
Exons: 5
Coding region: 1-585 (194 amino acids)
Biological process (GO): regulation of transcription by RNA polymerase II; anatomical structure development
Molecular function (GO): DNA-binding transcription factor activity, RNA polymerase II-specific; RNA polymerase II cis-regulatory region sequence-specific DNA binding
Source: RefSeq, a predicted model, not a curated record
AUGUGUCAGCAAGAUACUGGGAGGUACUAUGAGACAGGAAGUAUCCGUCCCGGGGUGAUUGGAGGAUCCAAACCAAAGGUUGCUACACCCAAAGUGGUGGAUAAGAUCGCCGACUACAAACGCCAAAACCCCACCAUGUUCGCCUGGGAGAUACGAGACAGACUACUGGCUGAGAGAGUGUGUGACAACGAUAGUGUUCCCAGUGUCAGCUCUAUCAACAGGAUCAUCAGGACCAAAGUCCAGCAGCCUCCGGGUCAGUCAGGACCUCUCUCUGCUCAUAACCUGGCGUCGUCGGUGGCGUCGACACAGGUUUCUGCGGUGACCAGUGACUCGGCUGGCUCCUCCUACUCCAUCAGCGGCAUUCUGGGUAUCAGCUCAGCUAACGACGGCAAGCGGAAGAGAGACGAUGCCCUCCAGGAGUCUCCUCUAGCCAAUGGCCAUGGUCCAGGAGGGCGGGAUUUCCUGAGGAAGCAGAUGAGAGGGGACCUGUUCUCGCCGCAGCAGAUUGAGGUAUUGUCACCGGGCAGAAGUCUUAUUUUACAAGGCCAUAGUAGUACUGUUGCCCCUGGAGCAAAUUACGGUUAAUUGCCUUGCUCAAGGGCACAUCGGCAAAUUGUUCACCGUGCUGUCUAGAUGUGGUUGUGGGUUGUAGAAACCUAGCCUGUGAUUUCAGUAGUAUGAUAGAGAUGUGGUUGUGGGUUGUAGAGAUAACCUACUCUGUGUUUCAGUAGUAUGAUAGAGAUGUGGUUGUGGGUUGUAGAGAUAACCUACUCUGUGUUUCAGUAGUAUGAUAGAGAUGUGGUUGUGGGUUGUAGAGAUAACCUACUCUGUGUUUCAGUAGUAUGAUAGAGAUGUGGUUGUGGGUUGUAGAGAUAACCUACUCUGUGUUUCAGUAUGAUAGAGAUGUGGUUGUGGAUUGUAGAGAUAA